Molecule: messenger RNA, 3948 nt
Organism: Pan troglodytes (chimpanzee)
Lineage: Eukaryota; Metazoa; Chordata; Mammalia; Primates; Hominidae
Gene: SLC37A3
Product: solute carrier family 37 member 3
Exons: 16
Coding region: 1003-2331 (442 amino acids)
Biological process (GO): transmembrane transport
Cellular component (GO): endoplasmic reticulum membrane
Molecular function (GO): transmembrane transporter activity
Source: RefSeq, a predicted model, not a curated record
AGCGCCAGGGGUGAGCUGGCGGCGGGGGAGGCGGGCAGCGGAGCCAAGCUGACCCGGCGAGCGGAGCCGGGGCUGGAGAGCGGCGACCACUGCGGAUCUCGGAAGGAAGAAAUGAUGUAAAUCACUCAUCCAAACUUUAAGGUCAAAGGUGAGAAGGAAGGUCAGGAAGAACAUGGCCUGGCCAAAUGUUUUUCAGAGAGGGUCUCUGCUGUCCCAGUUCAGCCAUCAUCAUGUUGUAGUGUUCCUGCUCACUUUCUUCAGUUAUUCGUUGCUCCAUGCUUCACGAAAAACAUUUAGCAAUGUCAAAGUCAGUAUCUCUGAGCAGUGGACCCCAAGUGCUUUUAACACAUCAGUUGAGCUGCCUGUGGAGAGUAUCUUUCUGUUGCCCAGGCUGGAGUGGAACGAUCUCUCAGAAAACAUCUCUGCAACCUCCACCUUCCGGGCUCAAGUGAUCCUCCCACCUCAGCCCCCUGAGUAGCUGGGACUACAGUCGCGCACCACCUUGCCCAGCUAAUCUUUUUUUUUUUUUGUAGAGAUGGGGUUUCACCACGUUGCCCAGGCUGGUCUUGAACUCCUGAGCUCAAGCAAUCCACCCGCCUUGGCCUCCCAAAGUGUUGGGAUUAUAAUGUGAGCCAUCACGCCUGGGUAAAAUGCCACGUUUUCAAUCAAGUUUUUUCCCAACUUCUGAUUUUUCCCUUCACUAAAUUCUUGUACACUGUCUUGCAUAUUGUAAUGUCUUGGUAUUUCAAUAUUUUCUAAUGGUUUCUUUUUUUUUUUUUUCUUGAGACAGAGUCUCGCUGUGUCGCCCAGGCUGGAGUGCAGUGGUGCGAUCUCAGCUCACUGCAAGCAUCGCCUCCUAGGUUCACACCAUUUUCCUGCCUCAGCCUCCCAAGUAGCUGGGACCACAGGCGCCCGCCACCACGCCUGGCUAAUUUUUUUUGUAUUUUUAGUAGAGUCGGGGUUUCACCAUGUUAGCCAGGAUGGUCUCGAUCUCCUGACCUCAUGAUCUGCCCGCCUCGGCCUCCCCAAGUGUGGGGAUUACAGAUCUGGAGCAGCAACCAUUUGUUCCCCAGUGCAGAGAAAGCGACUCUUUUCCUCGGAACACUGGAUACCAUUUUCCUCUUCUCCUAUGCUGUGGGCCUAUUCAUCAGUGGCAUCGUUGGGGAUCGGUUGAAUUUGCGAUGGGUUCUGUCUUUUGGCAUGUGCUCUUCUGCAUUAGUGGUGUUUGUCUUUGGUGCGCUCACAGAAUGGCUGCGUUUCUACAACAAAUGGCUGUACUGCUGCCUGUGGAUUGUGAACGGCCUGCUGCAGUCCACUGGUUGGCCCUGUGUGGUUGCUGUUAUGGGCAACUGGUUUGGGAAAGCCGGACGAGGAGUUGUUUUUGGUCUCUGGAGUGCCUGUGCUUCGGUGGGCAACAUUUUGGGAGCGUGCCUAGCUUCUUCUGUUCUUCAGUAUGGUUAUGAGUAUGCCUUUCUGGUGACGGCGUCUGUGCAGUUUGCUGGUGGGAUCGUUAUCUUCUUUGGACUCCUGGUGUCACCAGAAGAAAUUGGUCUCUCGGGUAUUGAGGCAGAAGAAAACUUUGAAGAAGACUCACACAGGCCAUUAAUUAAUGGUGGUGAAAAUGAAGACGAAUAUGAGCCGAAUUAUUCAAUCCAAGAUGAUAGUUCUGUUGCCCAAGUCAAGGCGAUAAGCUUCUACCAGGCGUGUUGCCUUCCUGGAGUCAUACCGUACUCACUGGCCUACGCCUGCUUGAAGUUAGUGAAUUACUCCUUCUUCUUCUGGCUCCCCUUUUAUCUGAGUAACAACUUCGGCUGGAAGGAGGCGGAAGCCGACAAGCUGUCCAUUUGGUACGACGUUGGAGGGAUCAUAGGUGGAACUUUGCAAGGCUUCAUCUCCGAUGUACUACAGAAGAGAGCGCCGGUUCUUGCCCUGAGUCUGCUUCUGGCAGUUGGGUCCCUCAUCGGGUAUAGUCGUUCUCCAAAUGAUAAGUCCAUCAAUGCCCUUCUGAUGACUGUUACAGGAUUUUUUAUUGGUGGACCUUCUAAUAUGAUUAGUUCUGCUAUUUCUGCGGACUUGGGUCGCCAGGAGCUCAUCCAAAGGAGCAGUGAAGCUUUGGCCACUGUCACAGGAAUUGUGGAUGGUUCGGGGAGCAUUGGAGCUGCAGUGGGCCAGUAUUUAGUGUCUCUGAUCCGGGACAAGCUAGGAUGGAUGUGGGUUUUCUACUUUUUCAUUCUCAUGACAAGUUGUACAAUUGUGUUUAUCUCGCCAUUAAUAGUGAGGGAAAUAUUCUCUCUCGUGCUAAGGAGACAGGCUCACAUAUUGAGGGAGUGACUGGUGCCCGUGAGACAGAAAGAACAAUGUCAGCCACAUCAGGACCGCUGGGGCUUCGAGUCUGCCCUAAUUUGGGUUUUGUCUAGGAGCUCCAGCCUGAUCUUGGAUUGUCAGGCGUCUCUCAACACUGCCAGCCACCUGAGAUGCUGACCAGCAGUGAAGGCUGCACUAGUUGUCUACACUACAGGAAUUAUUGUUGAUGAUUUUUGCUGUUGUUUCAUGAAUGUGCCGAGUGACUUCUGACUCUGCCAGCAUCUUUGACCUCUGACUCUGCCAGCGUCUUUGUUUGGCCUAUUGAGGUUUAGCAUUUUAACCUUAACUGUUGUUUUGGACUUGAACUUUCUCUAGCCUUGAAAAUGGAGUGAACAGGAGGCAAAGCCACGCGUGGUUUGUGUUGGUGAUAUGUUCCACAAAUGGAAGAGAUCAUUGCAUUUUGCUUUGGUAAUGAGUUUACAGAGAGUGGCUCAUCUUUGAAGCAUCAAAUCCUGAUCAAAUGCUCAAGCUGGACCGAGCUGCAAGCCUGCCUUGGACAAAGAAUCCCUCUGUUCACUGUGGUGGGAAAGAUCACACUACAUGCCUGUUGAUUGGGUCAGUCACUCUGUGUCUGAUCUAAACGUCAUUCAGCCCUAGAAGAAUGAAUAGCUUCAAAUUAUUGUCAACUUGUUCUCUUCCAUCUUCAUUCAAAUUAACUUUGACUCCUGGAAGUAUUGAGUCUUCCUUUCAAGGACCAUAAGGUACAUCAGUUAUCUUGAACAUUCCAACGUGUAACUCACAGCCGAAGCACUCCAUCCCAGAUUUGUUGUCUGGGAACUUUAGGAUCCUCUAGGAAGCUAAUCUGCUUAGUCUAUUUUUAGAGGAUUGAUCUCUGGCACAACCAGCUUCCUGGAGUUACCUCAGCAGAAGACUAGAAUUAGAGAAAAAGGAAAGACCUUUUCUUCUAGUAAGUGUCAAGUACAGAUGCUCUUUGACUUAUGAUGGGGUUAUGUCCCAGUAAACCCAUUGGAAGUCAAAUGCAUUUAAUACCCCUGACUGAACACCACAGCUUAGCCUCGUCCGCCCUAAAUGUACUCAGAACACUUAGAAUUGCCCACAGUUGGGCAGAAUCAUCUAACACAAACUCUAUUUUAUAAUCGAGUGUUGAAUAUAUCAUGUAAUUUAUUUAAUAUUGUACAUUAUGUUGAAAUUGCAACCAUUUCGCACCAUUGUAAAGUCCAAAAAUCAGAAGCUGAGGACUGUCUGUACGUGACAUUGAAUCACAUGAAUGGAUUACUAGGGUCUGAGGGGUGUCCGUUCUUUAGAAAAAUGUAGAGUAUAUAUAUCUUCAGGGCUGUGAAUUCCAUACGAGUUAUCAAUAUUUUAAGAUCAUUCUGUAUAUACAUAUUUUAAAUUAUGCAAGCAAACUAGGAGGAGAAUGUGCAAUUUUGAGGGAUACCUAAUUUGCAUUCGGUUAGGGGAUAUUUUUCAACCUCUUGCUUUAUACUCUGAUAUGGGGUGUGUUUAUGAACUUUUUAAUGUUAUUUAAUCAUGCAGAUUUCCAAUCAGUGUAUUGCUCAUUUACUGACAAAAAGGGAAAAUACGAAACACAGAAAGGGAAAAUAAACUGACUUUUAUAAUGAA